Histoplasma mississippiense is the source of this 3528-nucleotide messenger RNA. RefSeq lists its product with no specific name. Gene Ontology annotation, cellular component: cytoplasm. Gene Ontology annotation, biological process: post-transcriptional regulation of gene expression. Bases 1 to 3528 code for a protein of 1175 amino acids. Gene Ontology annotation, molecular function: mRNA binding. Lineage: Eukaryota; Fungi; Ascomycota; Eurotiomycetes; Onygenales; Ajellomycetaceae. The record is from RefSeq and is a predicted model, not a curated record. The transcript has 10 exons.
AUGCCGGCCACAGAGCCGCCCACGGAGCCGCCCACGAAGCCGCCCACAGAGCCGCCCACAGAGCUGCCUACAGAGUCACUUAUAGAGCUGGUCACUGAAUCCUCUAUCACUCAGCAGGUAACUCCUUACUCAGUUUAUCUAGAUAAUUACUUUACAUCUGUUGCACUAUUCAAAUUCCUACGUGAAAAGGGAUAUGGUGCAUGUGGAACUACUCAUUCAAAUCAGGCUCCGGCAGUUCUCGCAGAGCUUAGAGAUUAUACGGCAGCUAUUCCAUGGAAUACUCUAUAUGCUAUUGAACAAGAGAAGGUUCUCUGUCUUGCCAUGCAAGAUAAUAAUAUGGUAUUAGCACUAAGCACCAUUCAUUCGCUUGACACCUUUAUUGAACGUAUUCGAAAGCGGCCUGGAGAGCUCUCAACCAAUGCCAAUAUUGUACGAAAGGUCUUUGAAGAGCUCCGCUUCUCCUCCCCUCGCUCCCCGCCCUCCGACUCGCCUUUCUCCAGCUACCCCUCGCCCACCAGAGUUCAGACCGCCAGCUAUAUCUCCACCUUCCAACCACCUUCCGAUGUGCGUGCAAACCUCCAACGUCGCUUCACCACAGACGCCAGCAAACUUUCCUCAUGGCCCGCCUUCAACAGUGCUCAGCCGCUGCCUUUGCCGGAGUCUCUGGACUUCCUCUCCUCGGCAACGCAGAUUCACAAGUCGCAGUUGUUCGAAAAGAAGAAAGCACAUAUCGAAUACAUGAGAGAACAAAGAAAACGUUUCGAGGCUGAUAUGAAACUGUUAGAUCUCCAGCAGGAGAAAGAGCGCCAGGAACUGGACCAGAUGGCUAGAGAUCUUGUCAAUGCUAGCUCGAGCUUGGCUGGUGCCGUCAGUGAACCUACAACCCCACCAGAAUAUAAAGAUAACGGUUUCCCCACCGCCUUCUCUCGCCCAACUCGUUUUUCAACAUCGAGUGCAACUGCACCUGGAGUGUUCAACCUCUUCGGCCCUUCACAGGUCGUAUCACCAACUGGCCACGCGAAAUCAACUAUAGCCACCACUCCAAGCCAGGCAUCUGCUCCGCAGUCUCUUCUGGGUUCUCGCCGGAACUCUGAGGAGGAAUAUCUUCCAGAACCAUUCCCCUCUUUGCGUCAGAGUGCCUCAUACUCCAUGCCCACAUCCAGUUUUGGCUCUCAGGCCAAUUUUACCACAACUGCAGCCACAGCCAACGGCUUUACUAGGUCCAUUGGACUCAAUCCAUUCCAUCCUGCCAAGUUUGCUUUCGGGGAUGAUGACGACGAAGAUAGGAGGGGCUUAAAGGACGAAGAUCGUAUGCCAACUCCGGACCUGAAGAGUUAUCUCAAAUUAACGGAUCCUGACGACAAAUUCCCCACCCUGAUUCGUCGAGAUGAUAAUUCCGGCUUACUAUCCGCCAAUUCCGCUGCGUUGGACCUAGCCAACUCACGUACGCCAGGGCCGGAGACAUAUGGUCAUCGUCAUCACGCCUCACUCCCUCACAAUUCAUUAAACAUGUCUCAGCAUAUCGGGAGCAGUCGCUCACAGGGCGAGCAAAUUUCAGCCCCAUUCUCACCUGCAAGUGACACUCGCCAAUCUCACAGGCAUUCACUUGAACCUGGGUUUUCAACGUAUAACAGCACCAAAGGUCUCUAUUCCACUACCAAUGGAUCCCAGUCGCGGCCAACUUCCCUCCAAAUGUCAUAUUCUACUAAUGAUAUCCCCACCAAGAGUAAUGGCUAUACCGCAGUAACUCCACCAAAGUCCCAUGCAGACCAUUUCCAUUCUCAUAGUGCUAGUGUUGGUCGAGUUCCGGCUACUCCUCACGCCCAUGGAAAUGACACUCCAACAUCCCCAUUGUCCCCUGAUCGUGAUGACCAGUCCUUUAAUCUCCAACCACUUCAGUCAGUUUUGCAGGCUAAUGCCACCCCUUUUGGACCUCAAUUGACAUCCACAAGCAAUGGGAUGCCAAAUGGCACCACUAUUGGCGCUUUCCAAAGUCCUGUUUAUGGAUAUGCCAUGCAGCCGUUCAUCACUAGCCCCAUCCAAACCAAUGGACACACUCAAGCGUUCCACCCAAACCCGCCCUACGGUGCCUAUAUCAACCCUGCUCCCUUUUCACCUUACUCUCGUUUCCCAGAAAGCCCUGCAAGAAACCCGGGUCAGGGUCGUCGCAGCGGAGAAGGCGAAUCUAGCCAAUUUUCGCGGUUUGGUAACGCUCCAUUGGAAACCUACCAAGGCGAGUUAUAUGGCAUGUGUAAGGACCAGUACGGAUGCCGCUAUUUGCAGAAGAAGUUGGAGGAGCAAAAUCCAGCACAUGUGCAGAUGAUAUUUUUGGAGACACAUAUCCAUGUUGUAGAACUUAUGACCGAUCCGUUCGGAAACUACCUCUGCCAGAAGUUGCUUGAAUUCUCGAACGAUGAACAGCGUACUGCACUCAUCAACAACGCUGCUCCUCAACUUGUUAAGAUCGCACUGAACCAACAUGGGACUCGAGCUUUGCAGAAGAUGAUUGAAUUCAUCUCCACCCCGGAACAGACUCAAACCGUGAUCAACGCGUUACGUGAUCGAGUAGUGGAGCUUGUGCAAGAUUUGAACGGAAACCAUGUUAUCCAAAAGUGCUUAAAUCGCCUCUCUGCGACGGAUGCUCAGUUUAUCUAUGAUGCCGUUGGAGCAAGCUGCGUGCCAGUCGGAACCCAUCGCCAUGGUUGUUGCGUGUUGCAGCGUUGUAUUGACCACGCUUCUGGUGACCAGCGGGCUCGCUUAAUCGAACAGAUCACCAAUAACGCAUUCACCUUGGUUCAAGAUCCGUUUGGAAAUUACGUGGUUCAGUAUAUCUUGGAUCUCAACGAGCCUCAUUUUAUUGAGCCCAUCUGUCGCAGCUUUCGCGGGAACAUCUCUGCCUUAUCCAAACAAAAAUUCAGCUCGAACGUGAUUGAGAAGUGCAUUAGAACAGCUGACCCACAAUCACGUUCCGCUUUGGUGGAUGAGAUGUUGGUCCCCAGUGAACUCGAGAAAAUGCUCCGUGACUCCUUUGCGAACUACGUCGUUCAAACUGCCAUGGAUUUUGCUGAUCCCGAAUACCGCACGAAAUUGGUCGAAGCUAUCCGCCCGAUCCUCCCAGCAAUUCGCCAGACGCCACACGGGCGCCGCAUUGCCGGAAAAAUCCUGAGUGUGGAGAACCAAGGCCGCGUGAGCGGGGGCUCCAGCGGCCAAAUUACGCCUAACGAUAUGACGAACGUGUAUCACCAGAUUCAUCCCUUUUCAACUUCCAUCAUUACACAAUAUCCACAACAGCAAUUUAGUAAUGUCGGUGAUAGUAUAGUUAACAAUGUGCUGGUAAGCACCAGCAACUCAUCCUCCGCCGCGUCUUCUGCAACCAAUGUCAAUGGCAAUGCUGUCAAAGCUCCACCUGCCAACGGCAACUGCAACGGCAAUGACGACAAUACGCCCACCAUCUACAGUCCCAUUCCGCAACAAGCAACGAACGGGUUAAGUGCCUUUCCAAUACAGGGAUACCCAUUUUUUACUUGA